UAUAGUACUCUCUGAGUUGAAAGACAGAGGGAGGUGUUGGAAGACUUUUGAUUCAGUAGUAGAUGAUCACUGCUCAUUGAAAUACAUUGGGUAGAGUGUUGUGUUUGGACCUGGUGUUUAUGUGAGUUAACGGAACUAAGUUACUGGGUCAGGUUUGUUCAUUGAAGAGAUUAAAAAAUGCUUUAUUGAAUGGUACUCAAGGUCAGAGUGUUAAAAUCAGCAAAAAGGUCUUACUUUGGAGACUGAUUGAGACAGUCAGCUGGCUCCAAUUAGGGGAUAAAAGUAGUGGUGAGAUUAGGAGCUCAGCAGCAGCAUUAAAGGGCACAGCAGAAUUUAUGCUAAAGAAACAUAUACACUAUCAACUCAUUUCCUCUUCCGAGAAGCACCUAUCUGCACCAUCACUGUACAGCAUUUGAAAGAUUUUAGUACUGCUCAACCCAGUUUUCUCAUCUUUUCUCACAGCACCAGCCACUUCAGAGACUGUCGUGACAGCAUUCUUGGGUCAGUCAGUGACGUUGCCCUGUAAGUACUCAUCCUGGUCUCCGGGCAGGAACAGUAUGUGCUGGGGCAAAGGCCAGUGUCCCAGUUCCAAGUGUAAUGAGGAACUUCUCCACACUGAUGGAACAAAGGUGCUCUGGAGACAGUCAGUGAAGUACAGACUUCCAGGUAAUAUCCAGAGUGGUGACGUUUCCUUGACCAUCUCAAACACCAACGAAGGUGACAGCAGCUUGUACUGCUGCCGCAUAGAGGUGCCUGGCUGGUUCAAUGAUGUGAAGAGUAACAUUCGCCUUCUGCUGAAGAGAGCUCCAUCAACCACACGUCCAACAACAACCACAAGUCCAACAACAACCACACGUCCAACAACAACCACACGUCCAACAACAACCACACCUCCAGCAACCACAAGUCCAACAACAACCACACAUCCAACAACAACCACACGUCCAACAACAAUCCCAAGCCUAACCACCACCACUGAGAUGAUGACAACGGCAGCGGUGUUUCCAACAAGAGUCAUAACUACACCUGACCUCACAACUGGAACAACGCUUCAGACGAGAACCACCCAUGUUCUCACAACAACCACAAACCAGUGUCCUCGGACAACACUGAACCACCUUCCAGAGGCAGCCGAAGAUCUCCUGACCACUAAGACUCCCACAGAAGGUCCCGUCCUCACCACAGUGUCUAAGAUGGCAAUUCUUGUGCAUAAUGAAGUUGAAUCAGAACAGAUGAAAAUGUCCUACAACUCUGACCUGCUGAUGAUCAUUGCACCUUGUGUGGGAUUUGUGGUGUUCCUGUUGCUCUUGGGCUUUCUCCUGCGAGGGAAAGUCACGAAAACCAACUGUUUGCAGAAAAACACAAGGCAGGAGAAUGUUGGAGGAAAUAAAAAUGUCCUCAACGACGUACUACUUGGAACAGAAGACGAAGAUGGCGUGUUCACACUCUAA
Loxodonta africana (African savanna elephant) is the source of this 1451-nucleotide messenger RNA. It is a transcript of the gene TIMD4, whose product is annotated as T cell immunoglobulin and mucin domain containing 4. The record is from RefSeq and is a predicted model, not a curated record. Gene Ontology annotation, biological process: cytoskeletal rearrangement involved in phagocytosis, engulfment; apoptotic cell clearance. The coding region runs from base 558 to 1451 and encodes 297 amino acids. Gene Ontology annotation, molecular function: phosphatidylserine binding. Lineage: Eukaryota; Metazoa; Chordata; Mammalia; Proboscidea; Elephantidae. The transcript is spliced from 6 exons.